CGCCCUUAAGCAUGGUGAAAAAGAAAAAAGAAAAAAAGAAAAACAGAAAAAUCCCUAAAACCCCAAUGUUUCAAAUUGAGAGAAAAUCGUAAGCAGAAAAUCACAUUUUCUCUGCAAAAACCCUCAAGAAUUUUCCUAAUUGAUCUCCAUUGUAUUUUAUACAGACAAUCUAGCUUUCGUAUACGUAUAUAUUUCACCAUACAGACGCUCUGCGCACUUCAAUCUAGUUCCUUCAGUCCGUAUUUUGACGUCUCGAUUAUUUUGACAAGAAAACAUAAAUGGCGUUUGGUUCGUUGAUUUCACGAGAUGGCCGUUGUUUCGUUAUGUUUGAGUGAUGGGUGAAGCACGCUUGCCGAGCAAGAUGGACACAGAGACUAAGCAUGCGUCUGUUGAUAUUCAGAAUACUGCAACGGUUCCUUCAUCCACAUCGUUAGCAACUACCCCGAAAACGUCUAUGUUUGCAAAAAAGAUAGGAUUCGUCAUCCCGAAAAACAAGCUAUCAGGUUCGUUGGUUCCUUUUUCUCGAGGCACUAAAAAAGCAGAUGCUGAUGUGGGGAAAGAGGAAGCUACUAAUCAGGUGCAGAGGAAAACCAAAUGGGGACCCGAUCCAGCCGCGGAUAACACUGUUCGAAAAGGUAGAGCAUUGGCAUAUCAGACUCGGAUCAAUCAAAUAUCACAACAGCUGACUCUAGGGGCCCUGGAACUUGAAGAUAACAAAGACUCGUUAUCGACAUCUGAAUUUCAAUACGAGAAGACAUCAGAUCAUCAGCUUAGCAAGAAGGAUUCUGAACUGCUGGAACUUGAAAGACGUGAAAUUAUUGGUGAAAUAUUAAAGUUAAACCCAACCUAUAAGGCUCCUGCUGAUUACAAACCUAUUUUAAAAGAGGCAAAAGUUCCAAUUCCUGUGAGUAUCAAAGAGUAUCCCGGGUACAAUUUUAUUGGUUUAGUAUUUGGCUCUGCAAGUGAUACUCAUAAGCGACUGGAGAAGGAAACGGGGGCUAAGAUACAAGUUUAUGGCACAAAGGCCGAUACGGGAAUGAAGGUUCAAGUAACUCCUACUGAUGGAAAAGAAAUAGACGAUGCUUACGAAGAUCUGUAUAUACAUGUAUCAGCCGACACAUUUGAGAAAAUCGAUGCAGCUGUGUCAUUGAUCGAACUUUUAGUCACCCCAGUUUCAGUGAAUCCAGUGUCUUCUUCGACAACAUCGAAUGCAGUUUCUGAUGAUCAAGUCAAUGCUCAAUCGAGUCAAAACCAGCCUACCUCCAAUGUAGGGCCCACACCGAUAAACCAAGGAACAGCUCAACCAUAUCCCGGUUCUUUACCACCUCCUCAAGGUCAAUAUCCUCAACCAUGGUUUUCUGCGGGUCCCGCUCAUACUCCAACAUAUCCACAGUCUCGAUUAGUCUCCCCUACAAAUUCUUCUGCACCGUUACUCAACAACACUGUCCAAGUACCUUCUUCGCCUUUUAAUCCCACAAACAUGCCUUCACUAUUCGGCCCACAGCCAGUCUUACCUCCAAGUUUCAGUCCUGUUCCGCAAAAUCCUUCGAAUUUUCUCUCCAGACCUCAGCUACCCUCGUAUUUGCAACAAGCACCCCCUCAUAAUAUAAGACCGAUAAUAUCCCCAUCACCUCAAUCUGCUCCUCUUACAACAUCAUUUUCUGACAGACCAAUGAAUCCUCAGAAUGUUCCUUCCCACGGACAUCAUGCUAUGCACCCGCAGAAUAUGUCCGUUUCUGGAGCGUCACAGCCGAGUAACCCUAGCAAUAUGAUUUUUUCACCAAGCCAACAAUUUCGGCCACUGCCCAAUCCAUUCUCUGGAAACGGUAGAAAUUUCGAUCCUGUAAAACCUCUUUCUAGUGAUUUUACUUUUCAGCCCCAACGACAACCACCGAAUGCAGCUCCUCAGUUUUGGCAAAAUAGUCAACCACCACAUCAUCACAAUGUAAGACCAAUUCAAACAGGGCCUCAAUCUCCAUUCUUGAGACCUAUGGUGCCUCUGAAUUCUCCCCCGGGUGGUCCCGCUUUCCAACGGCCUCAGAUGAGUCAUCAACCAAUGCCUACAAACUUUGCCGGAAGUCCAACGGGCCCACAAAUGCCACCUAGGCAUGCGAUGUUGCCACAUAUGCAACAACCAAGGAACUUUAUUCCUAUGAAUAGUAACAACAACUCUGGUCCUUUUCCUCCCAGACCAGUAAAUCACCAUCUUGGAGCAAUGCACCCGCAGAGACCUCAACCGAUGCCGCCACAUCAGCAAUUUGGUAAUAACCAUGGAAGGCCGUUUUCUAGCUCUUCUGGUGUUCAGCAAACGUAUGAUCCUUUCUCACCUACUUCAACGACUUUUAGUAACAAUCCUCAAAUGGGCAGUAAUAAUGCAGCGCGGGUGCACGGUGAAACUGAUCCGGAGUAUGAUGAUCUGAUGGCUUCAGUCGGUGUGAAAUGAGUUUUAUUUUAAGUGCUCUGUUUGUAUUAGCCGCAUAGAGUUUGAGAAAGCAGUCUUCAGAAACAGUUUUGAGCUGUUGAUCUAUAGUUUGUCUUGAUAUUUACGUCUCUCUAUUUCGGAUAUAACAAGCACGUUGUGAAACUUGUAUCCUCUUUGUUACUUUAUUUCAUUUUGUUUGAAAUUCUC
Erythranthe guttata (spotted monkey flower) is the source of this 2629-nucleotide messenger RNA. RefSeq names its product RNA-binding KH domain-containing protein. Gene Ontology annotation, biological process: regulation of mRNA splicing, via spliceosome. Gene Ontology annotation, cellular component: nucleus. The record is from RefSeq and is a predicted model, not a curated record. Gene Ontology annotation, molecular function: mRNA binding. NCBI's taxonomy places the organism in Eukaryota, Viridiplantae, Streptophyta, Magnoliopsida, Lamiales, Phrymaceae.